CUCUAAACGUGAAACAUUUUCAAUAUUCACAGAUCUUACCAACCAUUGGAAAUUCAUAGACGACUACUAUGAAGCAUUCAAGCCUUUGUACAUCUGUACCAAGAGGAUGCAAGCGGAGCAUGUUUCUUUGCCUGACUUUUACAUGCUUUGGCUAAGGGCCAUAAGCGAAGUGCGAAAGGUCACCGGUAAUCAAUUCGUUCCUGGCUUGCUUACUUCGCUCAAUACAAGGCUAUCAACCCUUCGAGGAUCAAGGGCUUUCAAAAUGGCUCUUUUCCUUGAUCCACGAUUCAACUAUCGUGGAUCAAAGUUUUUCUCACCUGAGGAGAAAAUGGAAAUUAUGGGGUACAUCAACGAAACAUGGCAGCGGAUUCGCCAACUACAAUCGCCAGCAUCCACUUCAAGCACAAGGAACGAAUCUCUGUCAGAGUCCGAACGAAAUGAUGAUUUUGAUGAGUAUCUCACUGAGAUGUACGGUGGCUCUGUCAAUACUGAUGGAGAACCCAGCGAGACGAAGUUUCUACAACAACUACAGUCACUGGACUUGGAACCACGCCAGAAUUCUAACUACAACGUUUGGGACCACUGGUUGCGACGUAAGACAACACAUCCCGAGUUGUAUGCUGUGGCCAUGGUUGUGUUGUCCACACCAUCAAACCAGGUCUCAGUAGAAAGGGCCUUUAGUGUUCUUGGUCUAGUGUUGAGCAACCUUCGCACCAAACUCGCGGAGGAUACAUUAACCAACAUACUAUUAGUAAAGUUGAACAAAGCUCUAUUCCCGCAGGCUAUUGCGACGGCCUACAACUGGAAAGAAGUCGAAAGAAAUUAGAUCACUGUUUGAUGAUUGAAUGUUUUUUCAUAAACCCUUCAUAAACCCUCGAACAUAUAUAAAAUAUAUUCAAACACACCCCAGCAUACAACAUUAUUCCUCGAUUAUUUUUUCAAACCUUUUUUUUCGUCGUGUACAUCGCCUAAAACUUGCAUGCAAUCAA
Aedes aegypti (yellow fever mosquito) is the source of this 989-nucleotide messenger RNA. RefSeq lists its product as uncharacterized. The transcript is spliced from 2 exons. Bases 107 to 826 code for a protein of 239 amino acids. Gene Ontology annotation, molecular function: protein dimerization activity. Lineage: Eukaryota; Metazoa; Arthropoda; Insecta; Diptera; Culicidae. The record is from RefSeq and is a predicted model, not a curated record.